Rosa rugosa (rugosa rose) is the source of this 2206-nucleotide messenger RNA. RefSeq names its product tricyclene synthase EBOS, chloroplastic-like. Gene Ontology annotation, molecular function: terpene synthase activity; magnesium ion binding. The coding region runs from base 216 to 1928 and encodes 570 amino acids. NCBI's taxonomy places the organism in Eukaryota, Viridiplantae, Streptophyta, Magnoliopsida, Rosales, Rosaceae. Gene Ontology annotation, biological process: diterpenoid biosynthetic process. The transcript has 8 exons. The record is from RefSeq and is a predicted model, not a curated record.
ACGAGAGAGAGGAAAAUUAUAGACACAUUAUUGAUCUUUGUUCUUCCCUUUCUUUAGGUUGGCGUUAAAUUAAUUUUGGUUCGAUUAGUUCUUCCUAUUUCAUACAGUCCCUGUGGGUUCGACCUCGCUCUUGCACUUCUGUGCUGCAAUUGAUUCGUGCGCUUGCGAGUAACAUCACUCCUUUAUAUAGUAGGGAGUGAUCUAAAGCUCUUCAAAUGUCUACCCAAUGCUUAGCGAGCAACGGUAGCACUGCUGCUCAAACUUCACAUCUGGAUGUUAAAAGACUGACAGCAAAUUACAAGCCAAGUAUUUGGAGUUGCGAUUUUCUUCAGUCGUUACAGAUUGAUGGUCGUAAUCAUGAAGAAGUAUACGGAGAUAAUAGGUGGAAGUUGAUGGAGGAGGAUCUGAAAAAUAUGAUUGAUGCAGAGUCACUAGAGACUACACUUGAAUUGAUUGAUGACAUCCAACGAUUAGGUUUGGGACACCGAUUCGAGGCCAGUAUAAAAGAAACCCUUGAUAGAGUUUUGAAGAAUCUUGACCAAAUAACAGACGAGGAUACUCCAAAUCUUCACCUCACUGCUCUAAGCUUCAGGCUCCUAAGACAUCAUAGGUUUCAAGUCUCCCAAGAUGUUUUCAAAAUUUUCAUGGAUUGUGACGGCAGCUUUAAGGAUUGCCUUUGCAAAGAUGUCAAAGGCAUGCUAAGUCUGUAUGAAGCUUCAUUCCUUGGUAUUGAAGGAGAAACCCUCUUGGAUGAGGCUCUUGCAUUCACCAGCAUGCACCUAAAGAACCUCAGUAGAUUGCAUGUUACUCAAGACAAAGGUGUAUUAGAGCAAGUGAGUCAUGCAUUGGAGAUGCCAUUGCACCACAGAAUGCAAAGAUUAGAAGCUAGAUGGUAUAUUGAGGCAUACAGUAAAAAGGCAUAUGCAAAUCAGGUGCUACUUGAAUUUGCCAAGCUAGAUUACAAUGUGGUGCAACAAACAUACCAAAGAGAUUUUAAAGAUAUUUCAAGGUGGUGGAAGGAUACGGGGUUAGCAAAGAAGUUGUCCUUCAACAGAGACAGACUGAUGGAGUUGUUCUUUUGGUCAGUUGGUAUAGUGUCUGAACCUCAAUUCAGCGAUGUUAGGAACGGGAUAACUAAAGUCAGUGCUCUAAUAACGACUAUUGAUGAUGUCUAUGAUGUUUAUGGUACUUUGGAUGAACUAGAGCUAUUCACAUCUGUUGUUGAAAGAUGGGAUGUGAAUGUUGUGGAAAUUCUUUCAGACUACCAGCUGAAGCUCUGUUUCCUUGCUCUCUAUAACACUGUGAAUGAAAUGACUUAUGAAACUUUGAAGGAGCAAGGAGUGAACGUUCUUCCUUACCUGACAAAAGCUUGGGCUGAUAUGUGCAAAUCUUGGUUAACGGAGGCAGAGUGGUGUCACAACAAGUACACACCUACAUUUGAAGAAUAUCUUGCCAAUGCAUGGAUAUCAGUGUCCGGGGUGGUCAUUCUAGUCCAUACCUACUUUCUACUUAAUCAAAAUAUCUCAGAUGAAGCUCUUAAAUGCUUAGAGAAUCACCAUGAUCUCUUGCGUUGGCCGUCUGUUAUUUUUCGGCUCUCAAAUGAUUUGGUUACUUCGAAGGCAGAACUAGAGAGAGGUGAAACUGCAACUUCAAUAUCCUGCAUCAAACGUGGUGGUGUUGUUUUUGAUGAGGAAUCUGCUCACAAAUAUAUUAGUAAUUUGAUUGAGAGUAGUUGGAAGAAGAUGAACAAAGAUGGACUAAUAUUUGGUGCCAAUAGUGCUUCUUCUCCAUUCACAAAAGAAUUUGUAGCAGCAGCAAUAGACCUUGCUCGAAUUGCCCAAUGUAUCUACCAAUAUGGAGACGGGAUUGGUGCCCCGGAUAAAAGAGUAAAGAACCGGAUCCUAGCAGUGAUUGUACAACCCGUUUAGUGGAAUGAAGCUCUAUUCAUGUCUUCCGGGGAAAAAACAGAUCCAAUCCCAACUAGUUUGGCUCAAAAUAAAGUCCCACCUUUAAAGUUUAUACAUUAUCCAAAUUCCCAAGAACAUCAAUUUGGUCUUGUUAAAUAAAUUUGUUGACGAGAAUAAGAUUAAGUUCUUUUCUCAAAUUUGUUAAAUAAAUUUUAUCGACAUAAGAUUUGAGGAUGUAACUAGGUCUGGGUGUACCAUGAUCAAUUUAGCAAUAAUAUUUCUCAACGAGAAAGCACUGA